Messenger RNA from Anopheles funestus (African malaria mosquito), 1043 nucleotides. Its product is annotated as trypsin-3-like. Gene Ontology annotation, molecular function: serine-type endopeptidase activity. Gene Ontology annotation, biological process: proteolysis. The coding region runs from base 112 to 870 and encodes 252 amino acids. The record is from RefSeq and is a predicted model, not a curated record. NCBI's taxonomy places the organism in Eukaryota, Metazoa, Arthropoda, Insecta, Diptera, Culicidae. The transcript is spliced from 4 exons.
GAACCGCCAAUCGAUGUACCAGUGUAUAAAAGCCACACUUCAACUUCCGUGCGAAGAACGGACCGUUACGGUUGCCAGUUUGGUGUGUGGUUUGGUGUUACCUGUGCAAAGAUGACGUUACGGCUCGCUGGGGUGUUCUGUCUGCUAAUAGCCAGUUGCUUGGCGGCUCUGCCCAGAAGAAACGAGGCUCGCAUCGUUGGUGGCAGUGAUACGUCGAUCGAGAACCAUCCCUACCUGGUGUCGCUCCGACGACUUCACAAGCACAGUUGCGGUGGUGCCAUCCUAAACACCAACACCAUUCUAACGGCGGCACACUGUGUCUUUUACUCGGAACUUGUACCGUCAGACUUUGAGGUGCGCGUUGGAUCAACGCUCCGCAACGAAGGUGGUCAACUGAGUGCCGUAUCCGAGAUUCACAUACAUCCGGACUAUAACGAUUGGACGUUGGAAUGGGAUAUUGCCGUCCUGAAGCUAGUCAGUCCGCUGCAACUGAGUGCCACCGUUCAACCGAUCAAUUUACCGGAACGUAGCUUUACCAUCGCCGAUGGCACUGGUGUGUCCAUAGCUGGAUGGGGUGCCCUAUACUACCAAGGACCGUCCACUAACCAUCUGCAACAUGUGAUGCUACCUAUCAUAAGCAACAGUCGAUGCGGUAUGGCCUAUCAGAACUUUGCCCCGAUCUUACCGUUCCAUAUUUGCGCCGGUCAGAAGGGUAAGGAUGCAUGCCAGGGUGAUUCGGGUGGACCGUUAGUUUACCAGAACCAGGUCAUCGGAAUCGUCUCAUGGGGAUACGGUUGUGCGUUUGAGAACUACCCAUCAGUUUACACUCGAGUGUCUGAGUUCCUGGACUACAUCACGGAACGUCUUUAAAAACGAAACCGAUUACAAGCGGGACGCGUAAUAGUUAUACAACUAUACCCGAUUAUCAUUUGACACGAGUGCGUAAAGAAGUUAUCUUACUGUACGCUCCAUUUAUUGUUACCAAAUAGUGCUACUGUGUGUCUUUCUUACGAACAUUAAAACUUCCUUAAUUCAACAAUUCA